AUGGCAAUCUAUAAUCCAAUUUAUUGUGGAAAAAUAAAUGAAUUUUCGUCAUCAUGUUGGAUUGAACGAAAGUCCAUAUUCUAUGUUGAAAUUAAAUUUAUAAAUAUUGAAUAUAAAAUUCGUUCAUACAAUAAAAAGUGGUAUGAUGAUAUAAAUAAUAAUAUAAUUAAUUAUUCAACUAAUUUGACAUUAAAAUUUCUUUAUGAUUCUAUACUUAGGGAAAUUGAACAAUAA
Messenger RNA from Rotaria sp. Silwood1, 234 nucleotides. Lineage: Eukaryota; Metazoa; Rotifera; Eurotatoria; Philodinida; Philodinidae. The record is from the annotation of a GenBank genome assembly.